Tricharina praecox is the source of this 1406-nucleotide messenger RNA. RefSeq lists its product as uncharacterized. The transcript has 2 exons. Bases 250 to 1302 code for a protein of 350 amino acids. NCBI's taxonomy places the organism in Eukaryota, Fungi, Ascomycota, Pezizomycetes, Pezizales, Pyronemataceae. The record is from RefSeq and is a predicted model, not a curated record.
CACCAACACGCCAAUGGCACACCACCCUCUCGAGUCUCCUCCCGCUGAAGAAGAAGUUGAGCACUCCAGCCAGUGCGUUCUAUUACCAGACACAGCUCUGCCAGCCCCGCCUGGAGUUUCUUCCUAUAUUCCUGACAGCUAUCUCCCGCUAGGAGGGCUUGACCGACUUGCUUGCUUGCCAUCUACUCACCAGAGCACUGGAUUCCGGCGAUUUCUAAUCGCCCCUCCUCCCAGCUCCAGCGAUUCGCCAUGUCGGUGCUUCUGAAUCUGCGAAAACGCCAGGACGACCACCGGAACGACUCCAGCUCGGGAGCGCCCACGCUGACACUACCACCAGGGCGGCAGAGUUCACAACCACGAGGAGGCAGCCGCCAGUGCAAGCCCGGCUGCAUAGCGGCCAGCGUUCUCGGCGUCUUCGGCUUCCUCCUGAUCAUGACCGUGGUCGGCGUCUGGCUGCUCGGUCGCCGGCGGAAAUUCGCGCUGUUCCCACCGACCCUUUGGAACGACGGCGGGAUAUCACCCCGCCGCAACCGCACGACCGCUAAGGAAGACGUGGUUCUCCCCGAUCUCGAGCCGGAGUGGGCCGGGCUGCCUGUGGACGACGCCACGAUCCUGCGGCGGUUCAAGGAGAUCGACGACAGGAUCUCCAGCCACGUCUUCGACUUCUACAUUCUCGACGAAGAGGUGGUGGAGGGUGAAGAGCUGCGCGCCGUGCCGCAUGAUAAGCGUCGCAGCGUCGUCCACCACCUCUCGCAUUUCGAGUACCUGGUCGCCCUCGAGGACGCCCGCGUGUAUGCCCUCCGGGCGGCGCUGGGCGGCAUUAUCCUCGAGGCCUUCGAUAAGGGUGCGUUCUUUACCGAUCGCUAUACCGAACACAACAUCGAGGGCGGGAAGCUCACCAGUAAUCGUGCGGACAACAGCCCGGCGGGCUACCAUGAAGCCCGUGAACGGACCAUCCUGAGGCUGGCGCAAGUGGUGCACGACCUGCUGAGCCCCUUUGUCUCGACGAAGACGUCGUCCGACCUCUGUCUACAGAGUCUAGAAUCUGUGGUCCGAUCCGUUGCCCAGUUCGCCGAGAUCAUCGAGCGACAGCCGGCAACAUUCGAGCUGGUAUGGACGGCCAAAGGCUUCACAGAGCGUAAAAAGGUCCCCUUCCGCGAAGAGGAGAUGGAGGUUGCGGUGACGAUAGCGGGAGACCGGAAGCGCGAUCCGAAGGUUCGUGGGGUUGUGUUUCCGGGUCUGGAGAAAACGGUGGAUUUGGAAACUCUCUUGUUGGUGAGGAUUCAGGUUUUGAUGUAUUAGAUCCUGCCGGCUUGCGGGUUUCUUCUCUUGAUUCUACUUACUGCGGAGGAGGAUUUAUAUCAUGUACAAACGAUUGGAACAAUCGAUGACUCGUCUACUCGUUC